AAUUAUCAGUUAAUUUAAUGAUCAUCAGCAAUUUCAUAAAAACAUGAAAUUAUAUUCUGGUUGUAAUAUUUAUAAUAUUGAACUAGAAACGCCUUGAAAUAGUACAUAGAAACAGUCAGAAUAUAUUCUACCCCAUUUGACGGUGCAACAGUAAAUUGUUAUGACAAGACGUCAACGGUUUGAAUCUUUGUAAAACAAUCUUUACGUCUCACAUUAAAAGUGUUGCUUCCUUACACUAUGUUCCACCAUAGCAUAUGCCAAACAUGCUUGAAGAAGAUAACUAGCAUCACUCUCCGCAGAUAUAGUGUCAAAACUAACAACACCAAGUGGAAGUCGAAAAAUGUUAGGCAAGCAUUUUUGGACUUUUUCUGUCAGAAGCAUGAUCACCAGUUUGUGAAAUCUUCUUCUGUCAUACCAGGCAAAGGAGAGGGAACAUAUUUCACUAAUGCAGGGAUGAAUCAGUUUAAGCCAAUUUUCCUUGGAGCAACCCAGGACCACUCUGAGCUUCAAGCAUACAAGAGAGUAGCCAACAGUCAGAAGUGUGUACGGGUCGGGGGCAAACACAAUGACCUGGACGAUGUUGGCAGAGAUUACACACAUCACACUUUCUUUGAAAUGCUUGGCAGCUGGUCUUUUGGGGAUUAUUUCAAGCAAGAGGCAUGCAGCAUGGCCCUGAACCUGCUGGUGGGUGUGUAUGGACUACCCUUGGAAAGACUCUACUUUACCUACUUUGGUGGGGACCCCAGUCAGGAACUCAAGCCUGACCUGGAGUGCAGGGAGAUCUGGAGAGAACUUGGUGUCCCAGAGGCUCACAUUCUACCAUAUGGAAUGGAGGACAACUUCUGGGACAUGGGUGAUACUGGCCCCUGUGGUCCUUGCACAGAGAUACACUAUGACCAUUUAGGGAGCCGUGAUGCUGGUAUUCUAGUCAACACAGGCUUACAGGAGGUUGUAGAGAUAUGGAACAUUGUCUUCAUGCAGUAUAAUAGGCUUGGAGCCGGUCACCUUGUACCAUUGCCAAGCCAUCAUGUAGACACUGGUAUGGGCCUCGAGAGAAUAUGUGCAGUCCUGCAGGGAACCAGAUCUAACUACAACACUGAUCUCUUCCUGCCAAUAUUUGAUGCCAUACACAAGGAGACUGGUAUAGGUGAAUAUGGUGACAAAGUUGGCAGUGCAGACACUCAUGGACUGGACACUGCGUACAGGAUUAUAGCUGACCACACUCGUAUGGCCACUGUAUGUGUCAGUGAUGGACUGCUUCCUGGAAGGCUUGACCUACAGAACCGGCUGCGUAUGGUGUUAGACCGGGCCCUGCACCAGUGUCACCAGGUGUUGAGAGUGGAACCAGGGCUGCUCCCAAAACUUGUACAGCCAAUCAUUGACUCUCUGGGGGACCCCUUCCCUGAGGUGAGCCAGCAUGCCUCAAAGACACAAGAAAUACUGAUGGAAGCAGAAGACAGGUACCUGCUGAUGUACAGUGAUGGAAGGAAAAACUUUGAGAAGUUGAUGAGGAAAAAUCCAGAAUUGAAGUCAGUAAAUGGUGAAACAUUGUGGCGAUUGAGAGAUGGCUGGUUUGGACAUCCUAUGUCCCCCUACUAUAUAGAGAUACUGGCCUCACAGUUUGGGCUUUCAAUAGCCAGAAAUGAUAUGGAGGAUCUCAGCUCUGCCGGACAACAGGUGCCUAUAGAAGCUGAGGUACAAUAUCCGUGUUUCACUGCCGAGUUAUUGAAUGAACUGUCUAGCCGGGAGGUCCCUCCAACAGAUGAUGAUUUGAAAUAUGUCCCUGCAAUCCUGAAGUUUAAUGAGUUCCCCACUGUAACUAGCACUAUAAGCUGUCUAGUGGAUGAUGGGAACAAACUAUCAGAGAGGGUUAAUGUUGGAGAUCGGGUUGGUGUGAUUGUGGGAAAGACACAGUUUUAUGCAGAGAAAGGAGGGCAAGUUGGUGAUGUAGGCUUUAUUACAUCUGAGACAGGUGAAAUAGAGGUCAAGGACACACAGUGCAGUCAAGGUCACAUUCUUCAUGUUGGCAUUGUAACAAGAGGUCACAUGGAGAAAGGUCAAGAGCUUAAACUAGAUAUUGACCCAGAUCACCGUGUAGGCUGUAUGAGGAAUCACACUGCAACCCAUCUGCUGAAUGCAGCAUUACAUCAUGUCCUGGGCUCGGAGGUCAAACAGAGGGGAUCUCAUGUAUCACCGGGGAAACUUACAUUUGACUUCUCAUGUUCGGUAGAUGUAAAUAUAGACGACAUAUAUCGGAUAGAGAGCAUGGUCUGGUCCUGGCUUGGCAAGGGUGACCGUAUUGUGGUGGAAAGGGAGUUAACUCCCCUAAAACAUGCUCUUCAAUUGGAAGGAAUUGUCUACCUUGAGAAUGCUGUAUACCCUGACCAUGUGUAUGUAGUGACUGUGAGGGAUCCUGGCACUCAGCAGGUCAUCUCCAGGGAACUGUGUGGUGGCACGCAUGUUACAAAUAGCGAGGAGAUAGAAGAUUUCUGCAUCACCAGUCUAACGGGUCAUACCAGCGCAGUCAAGUCUGUGGUUUGUCUUACUGGGAGACAUGCUGUAAAGGCGAAACACAAAGCUGUUCAGACUGAACAAAUGUACAAAGACCUCAUAACUGAGUUGAAGAGUAACGAGGUGAAUUUGGAUAAAUGCCUUCAACUUCAAAAGGAAAUUAACGCAGUUCUAGGCAGGGCAGUUCUACCAAAGUUGGUCAAGGAUGAUCUCAAACAGAAGAUGGACUCACUGGGCACGGACAUCAACACUCUGAUUAAUAAACAUGCGUUCAUGAUCCUAGAGAAGGAGUUAACACGAAGAAUGGAUGAGCCCGGAAGUGAUAUAAUAGUUCAUUCAUUCACAGUCAAGGUUCUGCCAAAGUUGAAUAAGAUGAUGAAGAAACUGUCAGUGAGGCGGCCGUUGAUCCUCGUUGUACAAGCCACCAACAACACCAAUGCUUAUGUGUGUGUACCAAAGCACUCACCCAUCACCAGUGAUACGCUUGUACAAGAACUGUGCAAGAUGGUGCAAGGGCAGGUUACUCAACAAGAGGAAAACUACACCGUAAUUACCGUCAAGGGCGAUAACUUUGACAUGUUUCUAGAGGCAGCUAAUCGUGUACAGGCAAACUACAUCACAGAGAAGACAAGUGCCACCAAAAAUUAAACAUGGGAACAUAUAAGUGUGUUUAAACAUAUAAGUGUGUUUUGAAUUUGUGAUUUGGCCGUAGAAAAAUACUUAUGAGAUGUUAAUCCCUGACUAGCCCAAUCUUAAAUCUUAGGUUCCUGAUCAAAUUCCAGCUUUGCAAAGAAGUAUUUUUUACAAUUAGGAAGAAUAAAGCACCUUACACACUAACAUCUGUAUGAGUAUCUAAGAAUGAUUUUUUGGGGGCCUGAAAAGUUGAGUUUGUACAUACUUAAAAGUUAUGUGUUAAUUCAUAUACACAUACUGUGAUACAUUCAUUUGUUUUACUCUUACAUUAAAAGUUAAGAAAUUCUUUUUGUUUAAUGCAUUUCUGUGUCGCUUUUAGGAAAUAUGUUACUAAACAAAUGGCAAAAUAUUCAUCAAUCUGGCAGAUGAUUGGAAAUUGCAGUAUUUAGUUAAUUGCUCAUAUAGAUUGAAUUUAUAAUUCAGUUUGAAAGCAUAUAAUAUCAAAGCUGAAAUAGUUAAAAAAUUAUGUACAUGUUUGUUUAUAAUGCUUCAUGGGGCUGUUUCAUAAAGUAUCCUUGCGACAGGUUCACACAAUUGAAAAUGUCUCCUUACAGAUUACUGCUUCUAGGCUUCUAUAUGCAACAGCUUCAUGGUAUAGAUAGAGCUGACUGGAGAUCAACACACAGUAUGAUACUCACGUAGUGAAAAUCUUAUAUCAUUGUUAUUUUUUUUGUACUUUUCAUCAUUAUAUUGCAUCAAGAACAUUUGGCAUUAUUACUUAUAUGGCAGUUCAAUUUUAAAUAUUUUAUUAUAUAUGUUGCGUCAUAAUGCAGUUGAUGGUUGCUAUCAAAAAAAGAUAAUAAAAGUUUUAU
This is a messenger RNA of Mya arenaria, 4016 nucleotides long. RefSeq names its product alanine--tRNA ligase, cytoplasmic-like. Gene Ontology annotation, biological process: tRNA modification; alanyl-tRNA aminoacylation. Gene Ontology annotation, molecular function: ATP binding; nucleic acid binding; amino acid binding. The record is from RefSeq and is a predicted model, not a curated record. Gene Ontology annotation, cellular component: cytoplasm; mitochondrion. The transcript is spliced from 23 exons. Lineage: Eukaryota; Metazoa; Mollusca; Bivalvia; Myida; Myidae. Bases 238 to 3159 code for a protein of 973 amino acids.